Molecule: messenger RNA, 1191 nt
Organism: Tinamus guttatus (white-throated tinamou)
Lineage: Eukaryota; Metazoa; Chordata; Aves; Tinamiformes; Tinamidae
Source: RefSeq, a predicted model, not a curated record
AUGGCCAAGGCAAAGUGGAAGGCAUCUCCCUCCCUUCAUCUGGAGGGAGCAGAUGAAGAGGCGCUGGAGCCUCCGCCGUCGGUGGUUGGCUUAAUUAUUGAAUCACAGUGCAAAAAUGAUACUGAAGCUUCCAUACACACCGCAUAUAAUAAAAUUAUUGUAAGCAGAAUCAUUGCUAGAAGAGAAAUUAAGUGUACUGCAGAUGAGUACAAGUCAGGUGGUACGUGUUGCAAGAAAUGUGAACGUGGCUUUGUUAAAAAUACUACAUGUCCAAAAAACAUUAGAGAACAUUGUGUUCAAUGCAAACCUGGACAGGAGUAUGUCGACCAUGCCAACGAUUUGGAUGAGUGUAUGAGAUGCGAUUCCUGUGACAGUGUGCUUGGUAACCCACAGACCUACUGUAAAACCUGCAUUUUCAAACUAACAGACUUUAAGAACUCAUUUUUAGGUUUAAAGACUGCAAAGGAAUGUACCCCAACACAGAACACUGAAUGCACUUGUGCAGAGAACUUCUUUUGCAAUUCUUCUGGGUCAUGCACACACUGUGUGACAGUGGCCUUGUCAAAAAACAAUGCACUCCAACUUCAGACACUGUAUGCAAAAUACAAGAUUUUAGAAAACGUAGGUGUCGUACUAGCAAGCUGUCCCGAAGUCUUUCAGUCCCCGAACCAGGAGUUCCUUCUUUAUACAAGGUUGCUAUGUAACAAAACUGUUUUCAAUGAGUUUGUCCCCUGCUUCUCUUUUCAGGAGAUGGUACCCAUCAUGUUUGCAGAUAUUGACCUGAGCACCUACAUUCCUGAUAUUGUUGGGGAGAUGACACUCCAAGAGGUCAAGGCAUUUGUUCGUAAUCGUAAAGUACCAGAACCUAUGAUAGAUGAAAUUAUUCGGGAUAAUGUUAAUGAUACAUCUGAACAGAAGAUUAAACUGUUUCAAGAGUGGCAUAAAAGACAUGGGAUAAAUGGAGCCUAUGAAACCCUGAUCAGAAGCCUUAGAAAGCUUAAAAUGUGCUCUGCAGCUGAUAAAAUUGAGAGAAAACUGAAGGCAGCUAUUCCCAGCAGUCAGGAAGUUGGACAGUCUUAUAACAGUAACAUUGAGCAAAGCACAACCUGCACUCAAGAAAGUGGAAACUCUCAUCUUCAUAAUGCUGAGCUAGGCAAAACCUGUUCUGACAGUUCGGAAGAGACAUAGCAU